This is a messenger RNA of Engraulis encrasicolus (European anchovy), 1685 nucleotides long. RefSeq names its product cytochrome P450 1A1. The record is from RefSeq and is a predicted model, not a curated record. NCBI's taxonomy places the organism in Eukaryota, Metazoa, Chordata, Actinopteri, Clupeiformes, Engraulidae. Gene Ontology annotation, biological process: progesterone metabolic process; hormone biosynthetic process. The transcript is spliced from 12 exons. The coding region runs from base 30 to 1685 and encodes 551 amino acids. Gene Ontology annotation, molecular function: steroid 17-alpha-monooxygenase activity; heme binding; iron ion binding.
GACCACGAGGCUCUCCAAGUUCUCUCAGAAUGGGCACUCCACCACCUCCAUCUCCCCCACCACCGGGGCCCAGACCCUGGCCCCUGGUAGGCAACCUCUUCCAGCUGGGCGACCAGAUCCACCUGUCCCUGACCUCGUUGCGCGAGCGCUACGGCGAUGUGUACCAGCUGCGGAUGGGCUCGCUGCGCGUGGUGGUGCUGAGUGGCCAUGGCACGCUGCGCCAGGCGCUGGUGCGGCAAGGAGAAGCGUUCGCCGGGCGGCCUGAGCUCUUCAGCUUCGCGGCGGUCGCCGGUGGUACCAGCAUGACCUUCAGCGAGAAGUACGGCGAGGCCUGGACGCUACACAAGAGGGUCUGCAAGAACGCCCUGCGCAACUUCGCCCAGGCCCGGCCCAGUUCUGUCUCCAACACCACACACUGCCUGCUGGAGGAGAGGGUCCGUGCAGAGGCUUUGGGGCUGUUGGAGGCCCUCCUGCACCAGCAGAACCAGGAGGAAAGGAGUGGGCUGUGUCGCGGCGUGGACCCUGCCCCGAGCCUGGUGGUCUCGGUGGCCAACGUGGCGUGCGCCCUGUGCUUUGGGAAGCGCUACGACUAUGACGACGAGGAGUUCUUGGCCCUGGUGCGCAUCAACAAGGAGGUGAUGCGCCUGUUCGGCGCAGGAAACCUGGCGGACUUCUUCCCCGUGUUCCGCUACCUGCCUAGCCCGUCCCUCAAGGGCAUGAUGCAGCACAUACGUCGCAUGAACCACUUCAUGGAGAACCACAUUGCAGAACACAUCAAGACCUACGACAAGAGCUGCAUCCGUGACAUCACCGACGCCCUGAUAGCCUUCUGUGAGGACAGACAGGACAGCAGAGAGGGACAGAUGCUCUCCAACUCACAGAUUGUACGGACCGUUAUUGACAUCUUUGGGGCUGGGUUUGACACCAUCAUUGCUGGCUUGCAGUGGAGCCUCCUGUACCUUGUGAAGUUCCCUGAUGUGCAGGAUAGAAUAUUUCAAGAGAUCGAUGGCCAAGUGGGCUCUGACAGACUUCCAAGUUUUGAGGACAAGCCAAAGAUGUCCUACACUGAGGCCUUCAUCUUUGAGGUGUUACGGCAUGCAUCCUACAUGCCCUUCACCAUUCCACACUGCACGACAGAAAACGUCACUUUGAAUGGAUACUUCAUCCCCAAGGACACAUGCGUGUUUGUCAAUCAAUAUCAAGUAAAUCAUGACAGGGAAAUCUGGGGUGACCCAGACACCUUCCGACCAGAGCGGUUCCUCAGUCAGAAUGACAACAACAACCAGCUGAACAAGGAGCUGACGGAGAAGGUGACGAUCUUUGGAAUGGGCAAGCGCCGUUGCCUGGGCGACGGAUUUGCGCGCCUGGAGAUGUUUGUGUUCCUGACGACGCUGCUGCAGAGGAUGCGCUUGGAGGCCGUGCCGGGUCAGACGCUAGACCUCACCGCAGACUUUGGCCUCACCAUGAAGCCCAAACCGUACCGCAUCCGGCUCAGCCUUCGCUCCAUGCUUUCUGUCCUUGACAGAUGGGAGCUCCGAGGAUGCACUCUUCCACCCCCACCCCCUAAUAACAGUCCUGCUGAGUCUGCACCUGCACUUUGCCUGUACUGUACCAGGAGCAGGAGGUACCCACUGAGUAUGGUGCACCCCAUCAACCCCCAUGCCAUUCCCAUUCCCAUGCGGUAA